UCCUUCAAAAAUUUGAGGGCGCUGCUGUUCGCGUGAUGCGCUGUUCACCCGCACGACUUGUCGACCCAGAUAUUUAUCGAGAACAUUUACCAGCUUUUUACAUGGUUAUGCGAUAACGUCUGCAAAGUAAGAGCGAUGGCUUCUUCAAGUGACAUGGUGGAGAUCAUCCCCAUGGCAACAGAAACUGUUUCAUCAACACAAACACCGAUUCAUGGUUACACUUUUGAAACAGAGGAAGGUACUCCUGUGAAUAUGGCAGAUCUGAAACCAAUUAUAAUGAUGGCCAACAUGGCAACAGUGUCCGAGGAGGUUCAGGUAUCAACCCAGGUUCCACUUAACCAAGAGACUAUUGAAAUGAACUAUUCAGAGGGUGUGCUACGAUCACAUCUAAUGACUAAUACACCAACUUCUGGAGGAAAGCAGGAGACAAGUGAAGUUUACCCUGACACUGAGAGUGGUGUAACUUAUGAAAUUCUAAGAGGAGGUACACAGAAGGGCGCUGAUAAAAUGAUUGACAGCUUAGGAUUUACCUAUACUGUUAAGAAGCAAGGAAGAGGUAACAAGAAUUUGACAUACUGGUGGUGCGCUAUACGUAACACUCAUUUAAGAUGUCCAGCAUCGGUCGUACAGCGUGGUAAUGUGUUCAUUAGAGGGAAGAGAAAGCAUGAACAUCUCGUCGGACAAUCUACACCUAAACCUUCAAUACACGGUGCCGUUAAACGAACACCAGUUGGACGACCUCCAGGCUCUUCAAAGUUGUCAAUGCAGCCAGCUAAAAAAUCUAAUACCAGCACGCCUAACUACAGGAUAAUAAAGGAAGGAUCUAAAGCUGGGAAAGAUCUACUUAAAGAUCGAUUUGGCUACACAUAUACACAGAAAAAGGUAUCCAAGAAUGGUAACCUGGUUACCUGGAGAUGCUCAAUAAGAAACAGCACUUGUUCUUGUCCUGCCCUGGUCAAACAAGUCGGACAAACGUUUAAUCAAACCAAAAUUGAUCACAUACAUUUACCUGGUACAAACAGAAAGCUAGAUGAGCAUGAUGUUUUACCAAAGAUGAGUGACGUGGUUGGAGAUAUGAAUGAUGACUAUGAUGAAUACAGUGAUGACAUGGAUGAGAGUCGAGGUAGCAGCUCAUCUGUAAAUAACUACCAUUCCUACAACAAGAGUACUAAUAGUCAAUAUUCCGGCUUUGGAACUACACCGGUGAAAAAGGUCUCUAGGCAACAGAGGAUGUUUGCCAAAGAAAGCAAGAGGAAAGACCACCCAACAUUCCUUGGACCAAGCUGUACGAUAAAUCUGACCAAAUGUGAUGACUCUGACUGUAACUGUAAGAUGGUACACUGCCCAUUCUGUGACCCGAGUCAUUUUAUACCUGCCAAAGCUGGUAGGGUACAGGACCACCUUGAGCUGACACACUUCGCACAUGGCGUUCAAUAUGAUGAUCUGAUGAUAGUGAAGUGUUUUCAAGACUGUAAUCUAGAGAGAAACUUUGGACACUAUCAUUGUGUGUUCUGUUGUCAACAAAUUCUGAAGAGAAACUCUUACGCCAGGCAUAUGCUGAGACAUAUGAGAAAACUGGGUAUCCCAGAUAGACUGCUUGUAUUACCUGAUUCAAAGUUCCCGGAUGUUAUUAAUGCCUAUGGAUACGAGAUUCCAAUCUGUAAGAAAGUAUCAUGUCAGCUUAAUAGGGAUAAGCACUAUCAUUGUCCGCAGUGUCAGCAGGUUUGUAAGGAGAGAAGUCUGACAGUGAAUCAUCUAUGGAGAUGUUUACAGAGGAAGACUGAGGUAGUUGAACACAACUCGGAUGAUGAUGAAAUGAUAAAUACUGUUGACGAGAAACAGCUUAAUUUACAUUUCUCACAUGUGAAGAGUUUCAAAGAUCUGCCAUUAGAAAGAUGUUCUCUUCAAUUAUGUUGUAAUGGGAUGUACCAUUGUCGACUGUGCCCGCCUUCUCUGUUCCGCCCCUCGUAUAGGCAACACCUUAUUGCUCAUUAUGUGACACACUGGAAACAAAGGGUUCCUUAUAAAGGUUACGCCUUGUUGAAGUGUUUCGAGACAUGUGAGGGAAUAGAUAGACGUUGCUUCAAGACAAAGUUUCAUUUUCACUGCCCAAUAUGCUGUAAGAUUAUACUUACUAAAGGAUCAUUCGAGGAACAUAUUAGAGGCUGUCACAUGUUCAAGUUUGGAGAGAAUCUCAUUGAGGAAAACCCUCAAGAUAUGGACACAAGUAUAGAUGGCGAUGUGUACCUGGUGCAGGAACUUGCCCCUUUACAUGACAAUGUGGAUUACAUGGAAGAAAAGUUAAUAUCACAGGCCAUAGCCUACGAGGAACAGAAACAUUUAGAAAGGAAGCCUAAAGUUCCGUUGUCAAAGAAACGCCCUUACCAGCAUGGGGGAAGGUUUCGAGGAUUGGGCAACAAGGGUGAUGAUAUUAACCGACUUGUGAAACGUAUCAAGGAAGAAAUUACUCAUGCCAUGGAACAGGAAGAGAUCAACCAGUAUGUUGAUGGUGACGAGGAUACUGUAGAUUUUACUGAAGAUAUAUUUGGACUAGACAUUGCAAGUGAUGAGGUUUUUGAUCUUGGUUCAGUUAUUUUCUCGGAGAAAUUUAUUGAUGCUUUGAAAAGUACAACAGUGGUGAAUUCUGUGUUAUCUAAGAUAGCAAGUAUGACGAAUACGAAGGUAUCGGAGGAAGACGGGAGAUAUCUACUGUCUGGCAAGAUAGAUGAUCUUGUUAUGGUGAAAGAACUCAUUGUUAAGAUUAUCAAUGGUGUGGGUGAUUCUGACAGUUCUGAAUCUGAGGAAGAAUCUAGUCCUGUAAAGAAAUCAGCUAAGAAAAAGGGGAAAGCCACAUCUGAGGACUCUGAAAGUGAACCAGUGCAAAAAAUGACCCCAAAGUCUGGGAAGAAGACAAAAGGGGGAAAAGCGACAGGAAAGAAAGAGAAAAAAGUAGUUGAACCAGUCAAGAAAGGCAGAGGUAGACCAAAAAAAACCGAUGACAGUUUUCCAUAUUCAGAAAUAAAGGAAAUUAUUGAAGCUUCCAAGAAAACAGAUGAGGGUGGCAAAAGAGGCAGAGGAAGGCCUUCAAAGAAGUUACCAGCACCUGAAAAAUUGUCUGUAAAAACAAGUGCCAAGAAACCAGUGAAGACCAGUGUGUCACCUAGAACUCCAUCAAGAUAUGGAACUAGAGGAGUAAAAAGAAACUACUUGGAAAUGAGCUCUGGAAAUACUAAAAUUAAACAAGAGGUUGUAAGUGAUGACGAGGAUGAGGAGUCUGAAGAAGUGGAAGACAUUGUUGAAGAGAAAACCAGAAAAGGUAGGGGAAGAAGAAGUGGUAUUAAGGAGGACCAGGAUAUCAGUAUGGAAGAUGAAGAAGAUAACCAGAAAGUUGAGGUUGACAAAACAGGGUAUCUUGAUGAUAGUGAACAAGAAGAGUUAGAUAGAGACUCUGAUAAUGAUGAAGUUGAUGAUGAUAAUGACAAUGAUGGUUAUGAAGACAUUGAAAUUGACAAUGAUGGUAGUGCUAAGGUUUCCUCACCUAAGUCAGAUGAAAAGAUUACUGAGAACUCUGUAAAGAAGUUAAAAACUGCAAAUGUUUCAACAUCAGUACCUUUAAUUUCUAAAGUUGGUAUAAGACAAGUGAACUGUGGAAAACGAAAGGUGAAGAAAGAGGUUGAAGCAGAGCAAGAAAUGGAGAAGAUGGUGAAUACAGUAGAUGUAGAUAGUCUGAAAUGUUCUCUGUGUGAUGAUUAUGCUGCCGUAUCAUUUGCAGAUAUGACCCAACAUUUGAUGACCUUUCACCAUGUAUAUGAGCCACCCAGGUGUGAUGUUUGUGAGUUAGAUAUGGAUACUGAUCAUAGUUUAACUCUACAUAUAGACAGAAAGCAUGGUCCUAAAAAUGAACAAGCUUUCAAAUGUAAUGUUGGAGAUUGUAAAAAAGUGUUUUCAUUGGAGACCAGUCUUCGCUCUCAUGUAAGCACUGUUCACAAGCCUACGAAAAAUGCCUCCAAAGAUAAAAGGCAUUUUUGUAACAAAUGCCAGUAUAAGUCAAAUUCUAUAGAAGACUUGUAUGAACAUAAGAAAGACGCCCAUAAUGAAGAGAUUCGAUGUUGUUACUGUAAGAAGACCUUCAUGUCAUACCAAACUUUGAAAUCUCAUAUUGAACUGAAGCAUUCCGAUGCUACUCCAAAAAGAUGUAAAGUUUGUAGUAAGGAGUUUAGCAGUGAAGUUUACCUGCAGAGACACAUGAAGUUCCAUAACAGAUUAUUUGCAUGUGAACUCUGUGGUAAAACUAUUAGUACAAAAGCAUCAUUAGAGGCUCAUAUGGAGACCCACAAACCAGAGGAGGAACGAAACUAUAAGUUUGUCUGUUCAUAUUGUGGGAAAAAGUUCUUUCUGAAGAACAACUAUGAUGACCAUCUGAACAAGCACACUGGGAACAGACCAUACAGUUGUGACAUAUGCAACAAGAAAUUUGGUUUCCGCAGUAUGUUAAAGAAACACAAAACAUUUGUCCACUCAGCUGAACGACCUUUCAAAUGUGGUUACUGUAUGAAAGGUUUUAAGUUUAUGAACUUACUAAAGAAUCAUGUGACAAUACACACUCACCAAAGUAAGCAUGUUUGCCAGUGUGGUAAGAGUUUCUCUACAGCUCAAACUUUGAAGUUUCACAAGCAGAAAUGUAGAGUGUUCACUGAAAUAACAAAGGUUGAAGGGCAGGAUAGUGUAAUGACAGUAGAGAUUGGAGAUCAGUCUACUGAAAUACAAAAUGUAGUUGUUGGAGACAUUGUAGGAAACACUGUUCUACCUUCAGAGCAAGAAGUUGUAAUGAGUAGUGACAUGGAUCAGACUGGGGCUAACUUAGCAUUUAACAUUACUAACCCUAUACCAGAUGAGGUUGAUGUAGAACCUGCGGCAAGUACAUCAGCAGCAGUAGGUACUACUGUAGAAGUGUAUGCUUGUAGUGAAUGUAGGGCAACAUUUAGAGCUUUCAAAGAUGCCGAGAUGCACGUUCUGACUGCCCAUACACAGGCCUAAAUUUAUAACCGUCACAAAGUAUAAUCAAAUUACCAUCAAAUCAUUAAUUUUUAUAAAAAUAAAAUUCUUGCUUUUUUCCUUUCACCUUGAAAAAAUACUGACACAAGUAAAAAGUUGACUUGAAUAUUAAUAAAGAGAAACACUAGUACAUACUACUGCAUAUAACUUUUAUUACAUUUGGUAAAAAAGAUUACAUUUACUUUGCAUUAAAAAAUACAUAAAUAAUACAAUGUUGGGUAUAAGCUUUCAGUUACUGACUUGAUGUAUAUUUUUAUAUCUUUUUUGAUGUUUGUAUAUGUUGCUUAGAAUGUGAAAUUGUCAAAUUUUCUUUCAUGUUAAUCACUUCAUUAAAGAAUGUUUUUAAUUUUAUUAUGAUAUGUAUUAUUAUUAUUUUAUUUUUUUUGACAUUUGAUACAAGGCCCAAACAUGGUUUGACACCAUAAUAGGUGUACGGGUGGGUGGGGGGGGGGGCAUUGUCAUCUUUGCUUGGUGUUUUAAACUUGAUAUUGUCAUACAGUGAAACUCUCCAAUUCAAUGCUAAGAUAUUCUUUUGAUAUUUUCUCAUUGAAACAGUUGCACAACUUGUUUGAGAGUUUUGGCAUUCCUUUAUCCAUUUACUCUGACCUUUUAAUUGAAUAAUAAUAGAUUAAACGACAAACAUUGUUAACACAAAUGUGGUGAAAUUGUUAUCUGAUAUUCAGAAUAAGACAGGUCUGUGAUCUAUACAUUAAUGUUUGACUUUUCUUAGUUUCAUAAUUUUCAUAUACAUGUAUUUCUAUUUUGAAGCAACAUGCCUUAACAGACAAGUUAAGAAAAUUUUGAAGAAAAAAAUAGAAUACAAAAAUAAAUAAAUACAGUCUUACCUCUGUGGGAGAAAGAAUGAUUUUGGUUGCUACUGAGAUGUGUUACUCAAGAGAUGUUCAAUUUAAACUUUUGUGAUCUUACUUUGGGAAUAAUGAUACUUGUUGUUGUAAAGAGGUGAUUGGUCUACAGAGGGUCACUGUACAGAGGUUGUACUGUAUUGUAUAUUCAUAACUCUAAUUGAAUUAAUGGCUAAAUUAACUAUUAAUGCACCAUUUUUCUAUACAGUUGGUGACUUGUGGUAUAUUAUGCAAAUUUUUAACACACUUAUCUGUGAAUUGUUAGUCUAUUUGUACACUACAAUGUGUUCACUA
Molecule: messenger RNA, 6212 nt
Organism: Ruditapes philippinarum (Manila clam)
Lineage: Eukaryota; Metazoa; Mollusca; Bivalvia; Venerida; Veneridae
Exons: 17
Coding region: 136-5037 (1633 amino acids)
Molecular function (GO): DNA binding
Source: RefSeq, a predicted model, not a curated record